Molecule: messenger RNA, 1938 nt
Organism: Mesorhabditis belari
Lineage: Eukaryota; Metazoa; Nematoda; Chromadorea; Rhabditida; Rhabditidae
Source: the annotation of a GenBank genome assembly
AUGUUUGGUGGAUGGUUUCCGCACACCAGUGAACCAUCCGACUUCAGCAAUUCGGAACCACCGUGUAGUAUCAGUGGUGUUUUGUUAGCCUCGGUUUUUGUGGUUCCCUAUCUGGCGUUCUUGGUGGUUCUGCCAGGAAUUCGCGGUAAACGUGUCAUCAGUCUCGUCACGCUCACAAUCAAUUUCUUCGUUGGAGGCGCAUUGAUAUCCUCAAUAGUGUACCCAGGAUGGGCGAUCGGUCAAGCGAGAAUCGUUUCUCAAUUCCGUGCACACACUCGAGAACGAAUCCUUUCAAGACUUGGUGUCAACGUCGGUCUCACACAUCUCAACAUCACGCUGAGACAUGAAAGACAGUAUCAGGAUGCCACUGACAAAGAUGAUCAUUUCAUGGGAACUGUUCCCAACUUCACAAAACUCUACUUUAAUGAGAGAUUUGAUAUCAGUGGCGUCUCAUCGAUGGCAGAAGCAUUACGCAAUGCGUAUUUUCACGGUCUUCCAUAUCCAAUUUUAUCAGUACUCGAAUAUUUCUCUUUAAAUCAAGAUUCAUUUGAUUGGGGAAGGCAUUAUCGAGUAGCCGGGCAUUACGCCUAUGCAGCAAUGAGUUUGGCGACAGCUUUUUGGUCAUUGGCUAUCGUUUGUCAAUUGUUUCUUCCACAUAUGUAUGGAUGCGCUCAACUUGCUUGUGGUCUCGCGUCAAUUGGUGGCAUCAUUAUUUAUGUGUUGAUUUCACCAGCUGAAUUGCUCAUCGCUUUUGUGGGAGAAGAUGGGAAUCGGACUAUUAUGGACAUGAAAUUUGGAUGGUGCUUUUAUCUCAUCAUUGCACAAGCAAUUCUUUCGAUUGCUUUUGGACUAUCAUUGAUGCUUCUUCAACAUUUCCGUCUCUAUAGUCUUUCCACUUUCCUCGAUGCAUCACUUGAUGAGACGGUCGGUCCUUCAAAGAGACGAAAUCUGGCCCUCACAGAGACGAAAUCCGGCCAAGACAAUGCUAGCUCGCUUGAAGUGAUGAGGCGAGCAAAAACAUCGACAGCUGUCGAACCAUGCUCGACGAGUCAACACAGUAAACACUCGAGUGGAAUUCAUUCGAGAAGUAGUUACUCCACCGACACCGCCAGCAUACACAGCAGCGGCUCAUUCGGUUCAGUGAAAUCUCUUUCACCACCGGCUCGAAAUCUGACUCUUCGUAGUCGAAAGUCUGAAGAGUUGCAGAUUCAAUCACUCAUGGAUAUGAGGAUAUCGAUCGCGAUUCUCAUCUCGCUCAUUGGAUGUUGCUCGUGUGCUUGUGUGACGCUCUACUGUACACCAUUGCCCAAAUUCACGUCAACGGUGGAAUGCAAUGAGUGCUCACAAUGUGGGAAACUUGGAUUCAAAUUCUGUGGAGCGACCUCUCCAUCGACUUGUGGUUGUGCGUCAAUGCCUCCACAAGGAUGUCACUUUGGACUUCAAUCGAAUACGAGCGCUUUACAAAGAACGACUUUUUGCCAUGUGCUCGAUGCCCCUCAGCUGCCCACACCGACAAUUCGUCGACUUGGACGAUCAGCUAUAUCUAUUGUGGUGCCCCGUUUCUUCAAAGAACAACCCUUCAAUGCGUUCAAUUUGCACAAUUUAGUCAUUUUUGCCAGCUUUCCCAUUAAGAAUGGCACAGAUAUUUGUGUCUCGAAAUAUCAUAUUGAAGCCGAGAAUCGAGGAGCACAAUGUGUACUCCGAAUUCCCCUCUCGAUGCCCGGAAUUGAUCACAAAACCGAUUAUGUCUACUAUUAUGAUGAUGGAUCAGAAAUGGAAUCGGAAAUUUCGAACGAUUUCUUUGGUGGAGCGCCUUCUGUUGAAAUUUGGCUCGAGGUGACAACGACCGACAAAGUGAGAAUCGAUCGUCGUGGUCUUCGUUUCCACAAUCGUCUUCAGUCUCCAAAAAUUACACAAACUUUUCAAAUGCUCAACCCG